AUGAUUAAAAUUCUCCUUCUCCUGGCCUUCAUUUUUCAGGGCAGCGAGGCUCUUCCUAUAGGAGUAGCUAAGCCUGCACCUUCUACAACUAUCAUAGGGGCUGCCCUAGGCAUAGGGCUAGUCGUCUUGGUUCCCACUCUAGUCUGGGUGGGGAUGAUCACCCGUCGACACAUUCGACGGUGGAGAUUCAACCGGAAAAGGGCAGCAUGGCGCCACCAAAUGGCGCAGGAUAUACGUGCUAUGAGGGCAGCAGAAGAGGCAAGCAUAGUCAAAAUCCCGAGGUUCGCAGUUGGCCAAACCGUGACACAACCAGAACGCUGUGUCGUCAGAGACAGCCCGCCUCCUGCAAGCCCGGCAACCAGCCUACACACCAUUCCGGAAGACGAUGGCUGCUAG
Molecule: messenger RNA, 396 nt
Organism: Aspergillus pseudonomiae
Lineage: Eukaryota; Fungi; Ascomycota; Eurotiomycetes; Eurotiales; Aspergillaceae
Exons: 2
Coding region: 1-396 (131 amino acids)
Source: RefSeq, a predicted model, not a curated record